UUCAUAGAACAGGGCUGGGGUAAGGCCAGGAAAAUUCAACAGGCACUAAAAAUAUUGUCAAGCUGCUGACAGCACAGCCAGAGGCCCCAGGCCUGGGUGGCAUCCAGACAGCCCUGUCCUUUCUAGACAGCCCCCUCCUCCAGGCUCAGGGACCUGUCUGGCUGUGAGCUCCCAGGAGGUCCCAGGGGUGUGACCUCCCUCCCUCCCUCCCUCCCUCUUCCCUUCACCCCAGGCCAGCCCAGGGCCAGCUAUAAAGCUGGCCCAGCCUGGCUCAGCACAGCCAGCUGCCUGAGACCUUCCUUCAACCUCCUUAGAGGACAGCCCCACUCUGCCUCCUGCUCCUCCAGGGCAGCACCAUGCGGCCCCUCUGGCUCUGCUGGGCACUCUGGGUGUUGCCCCUGGCCGGCCCCGGGGCAGCCCUGACCGAGGAGCAGCUCCUGGGCAGCCUGCUGCGGCAGCUGCAGCUCAGCGAGGUGCCCACCCUGGACAGGGCCGACAUGGAGAAGCUGGUCAUCCCCGCCCACGUGAGGGCCCAAUACGUGGCCCUGCUGCGGCGCAGCCACGGGGACCGCUCCCGCGGGAAGAGGUUCAGCCAGAGCUUUCGAGAGGUGGCCGGCAGGUUCCUGGCGUCAGAGGCCAGCACGCACCUGCUGGUGUUCGGCAUGGAGCAGCGGCUGCCGCCCAACAGCGAGCUGGUGCAGGCCGUGCUGCGGCUCUUUCAGGAGCCGGUCCCCAAGGCCGCGCUGCACAGGCAUGGGCGGCUGUCCCCGCGCAGUGUCCAGGCCCGGGUGACCGUCGAGUGGCUGCGUGUCCGCGACGACGGCUCCAACCGCACCUCCCUCAUCGACUCCAGGCUGGUGUCCGUCCACGAGAGCGGCUGGAAGGCCUUCGACGUGACCGAGGCCGUGAACUUCUGGCAGCAGCUGAGCCGGCCCCGGCAGCCGCUGCUGCUACAGGUGUCGGUGCAGAGGGAGCAUCUGGGCCCGCUGGCGUCCGGCGCCCACAAGCUGGUCCGCUUUGCCUCGCAGGGGGCGCCAGCUGGGCUUGGGGAGCCCCAGCUGGAGCUGCACACCCUGGACCUCAGGGACUAUGGAGCUCAGGGCGACUGUGACCCUGAAGCACCAGUGACCGAGGGCACCCGCUGCUGCCGCCAGGAGAUGUACACUGACCUGCAGGGCAUGAAGUGGGCCGAGAACUGGGUGCUGGAGCCCCCGGGCUUCCUGGCUUACGAGUGUGUGGGCACCUGCCAGCAGCCCCCGGAGGCCCUGGCCUUCAAGUGGCCAUUUCUGGGGCCUCGACAGUGCAUCGCCUCGGAGACUGCCUCGCUGCCCAUGAUCGUCAGCAUCAAGGAGGGAGGCAGGACCAGGCCCCAGGUGGUCAGCCUGCCCAAUAUGAGGGUGCAGAAGUGCAGCUGUGCCUCGGAUGGGGCGCUCGUGCCAAGGAGGCUCCAGCCAUAGGCGCCUGGUGUAUCCAUUGAGCCCUCUAACUGAACGUGUGCAUAGAGGUGAUCUUAAUGUAGGUCUUAACUUUAUACUUAGCAAGUUACCCCAACCCAAUUUAGUGCUCCUGUAUGACCUUCGCCCUGUGUCCUUCCAUUUCCUGUCUUUCCUGUCCAUCACCCAUCCUAAGCACUUACGUGAGUAAAUAAUGCAGCUCAGAUGCUGAGCUCUAGUAGGAAAUGCUGGCAUGCUGAUUACAAGAUACAGAUGAGCGAUGCACAAAUUUUCAGCUGGGAGUUUCUGUUCUCUGGCAAAUUCCUCACUGAGUCUGGAACAAUAAUACCCUAUGAUUAGAACUGGGGAAACAGAACUGAAUUGCUCUAUUACAUGAGGAAUUAAAACCUUCAAAUCUCUAUUUCCCCCCAAAUACUGACCCAUUCUGGACUUUUGUAAACAUACCUAGGCCCCUGUUCCCCUGAGAGGGUGCUAAGAGGAAGGAUGAAGGGCUUCAGGCUGGUGGCAGUGGACAGGGAAUUGGGAUGCCUGGAUUCUGGUUCUGACAGGGCCACAAGCUAGGAUCUCAAACAAACGCAGAAGGCUUUGGGUCGUCAUUUCCUCUUAAAAAGGAGGAGCUGGGCUUCAGCUCUAAGAACUUCAUUGCCCUGGGGAUCAGACAGCCCCUACCUACCCCUGCUCAACCCUCUGGAGACUGAGCCUUGCCUGUGCAUAUUUAGGUCAUUUCCCACACUGUCUUAGAGAACUUGUCACCAGAAACCACAUGUAUGUGCGUGUUUUUUGUUAAUUUAGCCAAAGCAAUUGAAUGUAGAUACUCAGAAGAAAUAAAAAGUGAUGUUUCA
Messenger RNA from Pongo pygmaeus (Bornean orangutan), 2296 nucleotides. RefSeq names its product left-right determination factor 2 (gene LEFTY2). Lineage: Eukaryota; Metazoa; Chordata; Mammalia; Primates; Hominidae. The coding region runs from base 357 to 1457 and encodes 366 amino acids. Gene Ontology annotation, biological process: anterior/posterior axis specification. Gene Ontology annotation, molecular function: growth factor activity; cytokine activity; transforming growth factor beta receptor binding. Gene Ontology annotation, cellular component: extracellular region. The record is from RefSeq and is a predicted model, not a curated record. The transcript has 4 exons.